This is a messenger RNA of Solea senegalensis (Senegalese sole), 596 nucleotides long. RefSeq names its product teneurin-4. Bases 60 to 596 code for a protein of 178 amino acids. The transcript is spliced from 3 exons. Lineage: Eukaryota; Metazoa; Chordata; Actinopteri; Pleuronectiformes; Soleidae. Gene Ontology annotation, biological process: signal transduction. The record is from RefSeq and is a predicted model, not a curated record. Gene Ontology annotation, cellular component: membrane.
CUCAAACUGAACUGGCAUUGUAACCCACGUUUGAUGUUGAAAAUAGCACGGAGGAAGCCAUGGAAGUGAAGGAACGCCGACCCUACCGCUCGCUCACUGCCCGGCAGGACACGGAGCGCCGCUACACCAGCUCCUCAGCAGACAGUGAGGAUGGAAAACCCAACACCAAAUCCUACAGCUCCAGCGAAACACUCAAGGCCUUCGAUCACGACUCGAGGAUGGCUUACGGGAGCCGCGUUAAAGAAAUGGUUCAUCACGAAGUGGACGAGUUCAGCCGGCAAGGAACAGACUUCUCCCUUCGAGACCUCGGCUUUGGAGAGGCCCUCCCGUCGCAUGUAGCCACGUACAGGACUGACCUUGGGCUGCAACACCGCGACUACUCGGUCAGCGUGGGCUCAGACGCCGACACGGAGACUGACGGCAUCAUGUCGCCCGAGCACGCCGUCAGACUUUGGGGUCGUAGCAACACCAAGUCCGGCCGCAGCUCAUGCCUCUCCAGCCGGGCCAACUCCAACCUAACUCUCACCGACACUGAGCACGAGAACACAGAAAAUGAGGUAGAGGACCUCAUCAAGGAUCUAGCAGCAAAAUUCUAA